Messenger RNA from Capsella rubella, 1505 nucleotides. RefSeq names its product probable inactive receptor-like protein kinase At1g65250. Bases 53 to 1207 code for a protein of 384 amino acids. The record is from RefSeq and is a predicted model, not a curated record. Gene Ontology annotation, molecular function: protein serine/threonine kinase activity; ATP binding. Gene Ontology annotation, cellular component: plasma membrane. Gene Ontology annotation, biological process: cell surface receptor signaling pathway; protein phosphorylation. The transcript has a single exon. NCBI's taxonomy places the organism in Eukaryota, Viridiplantae, Streptophyta, Magnoliopsida, Brassicales, Brassicaceae.
CUCAAAGGUCUUGAAUCCUCUUGUACUUUCUCAAGAUAGUUUUUGUAUUGAGAUGGGUUGGCUGAGGAAUAAGGAGAAGAAGAAGCCAACAAAACCCGAUAUAUUAGCGAGCGAGAGAGGGGCGAAGUUGUUAGAAGAGCUGAUAGAAUGUUGCGAUGGCAAAUCCAAUCCCAUCAAAUUCUUCUCUGCUAAUCAAAUCCUCAAAGCCACCGACCGUUUCAGCUGGUCUAAUCAUAUUUCUGAAUUAUCUUGUUAUGGCUUCCACGAUACCGAAUGGUAUUCAGGUAAAAACGAGAACCACCCCAAAAUACUCUUCAAAAAAUUCCGUUUAAACGGAAAGAAAAAUAUGAUAUGGAGGGAUAUAGCAGUAUCAUCAAUGGUGAGUGGUCACAAAAACUUUAUCAAAUUGUUUGGAUGUUGUCUUGAGUCUGAAAAUCUGGUCAUGAUUUAUGAUGGUGUGAAGAAACAUUGUCGAUUAGAUAUAAGUAAAGAGACGUGGAAAAGGAGAAUGAAGAUAGCAGAAGAUAUGGCCACUGCUUUUGCUUACCUUCACACUGCCUUCCCUAGGCCUUUCGUAAAUACAUGUAUUACUAAUUUAAAUAUCUUAGUGGAUGAAGAUGGUGUCGGGAAGCUGACUGAUUUCUCUCACUGCGUCUCAAUUCCUCAUGGACAAACAUCAGUACAGAUUGAUAAUCGAAAGGGAUUCUUUGGUUCCCUUACGGACCUUAAUUACCGGAAAAAUAGAGUCGUCUCGGAGAAAACAGAUGUCUUCGCCUUUGGAAUUCUGAUAUUGCAAGGAUUUCUAAUUGGAGAUAAAAGAUCUAUGAAUAUUUGGGUAGAAGCCAGUAUUAAAGGUUACAGUGAAAGAAAUGUUGGUGAUGACUCUUAUCAUCAAUUUUGGUUGUCAAAAUUUGGGGUGGAAGAGCGAAGAAUGGAAGAGAUUGCAGAUCAAGAGAUGAUAGAAAAGAUGGGUGAAAUUUCAGAAGAAGAGGUUUCUCAAAUGAAAGCUUUCCUAAUGCUUUCACUGCGAUGCAUCGGUCAUAAAGGAGAAAUUCCAACGAUGGUGGAAGUUACCAAAGAACUAAAGAAGAUCCAACGACCUCUCAAUAUUGCCGACUCCUCUUCUCCUUCAGGUGAAACACAAUUAAACUCUGCUCAAGACAUGUCUUCCACAUUCGUCCUCUCAAACCAGACCACAAACACAUAGGAGUUGCUUACGUCUGCUUUCAGGUAUUUCACAAAAUGUUUUAAUUGGUUAUGUUGACCUGGUUUUGGUUUCUCAGAAGAAAGCAAAGAAUGUGCUUUUCGAUUCUUGUUUGUAAUAAAAACAUUAGUGCUUUGUCAGAUCUUUUCUUUUAAUUUUGUCAGAUCUCACCUUAGUGCUUUGUGUCUGUAUGUUUUGACCUUUUGGGUUUGAUCGACCCAUCUGUUUUGAUUAGUGUCAUCAAGAGAUUUGAUGAUAUAUGUGAAACUCUUGGAUAGAUACUAUUUACUAUGCAUAUCUA